Molecule: messenger RNA, 2230 nt
Organism: Misgurnus anguillicaudatus (oriental weatherfish)
Lineage: Eukaryota; Metazoa; Chordata; Actinopteri; Cypriniformes; Cobitidae
Source: RefSeq, a predicted model, not a curated record
AAAAAAUGCGCGCAUAGGGAUAGGGAGAGGGCAAGUGCUAGCGUUUCUGCACGUGAACGUGGAGUGGAACAUCCUAGAGUAGAUCUCGAGUUACCAGCAUCUCAAACUCUAAGGACUAAGCCAAAGCAAUGGAAGACCAGGAUUUUUUGGAAAAAAACUUCUCAGCUCUCGUCAGAAGAGUAAAAUCUGUGAUGCCUAUCGCUGAUCAGCUGCUUGAAAAACAAAUGAUUUCCCAAGAGAAGUACUCAGAGAUCAAUGCGCAGAGAACAAGUCAUGAUCAAAUGAGAGAGCUUUUGUCUGUUGUAAAUUCUGGAGGACCUAAAGUAAAAUCAUACUUUAUCAAAGUACUGAAUAAGGAGGAGCCUUUCCUUGUUCAAGACCUUAAAACAUCUUCCUCACAGACCUCUCCUGGAGUUCUGCAAUCUCAUAAAGCAGAAGCACAAGACACGACAGACAGACCUCUGGAAGUUCCUAUCAGGAGGACCCCCUACUCUAUCAAGCACAGAAGUAAAAUAGAGGAGUUACUGAAUGACAACUCGAAACGAAAGAUUGGCAGCAUCUUCUUUUCUAAAAAUGACAAAUACCUAAUUGUCCCAAAAUGCAGUGGAAAACAAAUCUAUCUUGGUCUGAAAGAAGACGGUACUGAAGUAGCCAUCAAACGAAUUAUAAGAAACGACGAAAACUUUGAAAAUGAAGUGAAGAUUUUACAAGAUUUAAAGCUUGAGAGCAAAAACAUAGUCAGAUAUGUGGACUUAGCAAAGGAUGAUGAUUUUUAUUAUCUUGCGCUACAGCUUUGUGAAUAUGAUUUAGAGGGCUACAUGGAUGAGCUCCGUAAAGAAGAAGCUGAAAACAAAGUCACUGCUUUGAAGAAAGUAGUGAAGGAGGUGCUUCUCGGCCUUCAGGUUCUUCACCGUGCUAAAGUGAUACAUCGAGAUAUAAAACCUAAAAAUGUUUUGAUAGAUUCAGGAAAUAAUGCAAGACUGGCUGACUUUGGUAUAAGCCGCAGACUGGAGGAUGAUAAAAGUACAGUGUACACUGGGAGAGCUGGGACCAAAUGCUGGGAGGCAGUGGAGACCCUUGAACCGACUGAAAAAACUGGAUACAAAAGAAGCUCAGAUGUCCAGGUGGCUGGAAUGUUGGUGUACUACAUCCUCUCUGAUGGGAAACAUCCUUUUAAAGGAAAUGUCCUAUGGGAGCAAGAGGCUAAAAUUAGAGAAGGGAAUUACUCUCUUGAUGAAGUUGAUGAUGUAGUUGCAAAAGAUCUCAUUGAGAGAAUGAUCAGCAAAGUCCAGAAGGAGAGACCGACUGUUGAUGAGGCCCUAAAUCACCCUUAUUUCUGGGAUGAUGAUAGGAAGGAUGCAGUUCUUAGGAAACUGGGUGAUAUAAGAGAAGUUCAAUACUAUAAGGAUUUAGAAACACUUUACAACCUCUACAACAACGUGAAGAACAGUGAAGGAAUAGAGCGAACACCAGAUGAGAUCAUUGACAGGGCUAUUAAGCAGCAGUUAAUCCAAAAAAAUAGAAGGAAUGAUUUAAAGGACAUAGUGGGUGAAGAUUCAACAAAACUUCUACAGCUUUGUGACACUGCAAAGAAGUACAGUGAGAAUAAAACAUUUUCUAACUGGAAAAGUAAGCUUCCAGGUAAGGAAAAACCUUUCCCGGAGGACUUACUGGGCCUGCUACGUUUUAUGCGCAACAAGCUGGUGCAUGUAACACAGGAAUUUGAAGGAGAGAACAUGCUCAAUCGUUUCCCAGAUUUCUUCAUAAGUUUAUACGGGCUGGCAAAAGACCUGAGCUGGGAUUUCUGAUGAUGCAGAGGACACAUAGACAUAGACAAGUUUUGGGGCAGAUUUUAGCAGUUUUUUAAACAAGCAUAGAUUUGUAUAUUUAUUUUUCUAUCAAUUAUAUUUCUUAUUUGUUAUAUAUAUAUAUGCAUUUACUAACUUUUAUAUAUUCAUUUUAUUUCAUAUAAUUUUCACUCAUUUUAUCAGUCAUUAUUAUUCCUGCUGUUUCUCUUUUGGUUUUGAGUUUACAAGUACUGUAGAUAUGUUUGCAAUUUAAAUGUCUUGAAUAACGUCACAGGAAAAUGUUGUGAAACAGUAAAUGUACACACUCUAUGCUUGGUAUAAUAACACCUGCUAAAUCUUUUUAUAAAAAGUUUUUAAGAUUAUUCAGUAAACCAUUUUAUUGUAUUUUAUAUCAUUUUAUCUCCUACCUUUUUAUUUAUCUC